Messenger RNA from Zonotrichia leucophrys gambelii, 3796 nucleotides. It is a transcript of the gene NID1, whose product is annotated as nidogen 1. The coding region runs from base 1 to 3768 and encodes 1255 amino acids. Gene Ontology annotation, biological process: cell-matrix adhesion. Gene Ontology annotation, molecular function: calcium ion binding. The transcript has 20 exons. The record is from RefSeq and is a predicted model, not a curated record. Lineage: Eukaryota; Metazoa; Chordata; Aves; Passeriformes; Passerellidae.
AUGCGCGCCCCGCCGAGCUGCCCGCGCUGGGCGCUGCUGGCCCUGGCGCUGCCCGUCCUGGCGCUGCCCGCAGAGCCGCUGCAGCUGCUGCCCCACGGCGAGGAGCGCGGCGAUGCCGCCCUGGAGCCCGGGGACGAUGUGCGCUCGGCGGCGCUGGAGCUGAGCACGGCGCUGCACUUCUACGGCGCUGCCGUGCGCUCCCUCUAUAUUGCCACUAAUGGGAUUAUUGCAGUGAAUGAACCCCCAAGUGAAGAAAAAUACCUUGGUCAAUUCCCAGUGAGUUUUGGGGCUAUUGCUCCUUUUAUGGCUGACCUGGACACAACUGAUGGACGUGGAAAUGUGUACUACAGAGAAGAUUCAUCCUCAGAUGUCUUGCAACUUGCAUCAGACUAUAUCAAAAGAGGUUUUCCUGAGGCUGCUUUUGAUCCCAGCAGUGUUGUUAUUGUUACCUGGAAGCAUGUGGCUCCUUCCCAGGCAGCAGGAGAAGAUCAUGCUUUGGAAGAAAAGAGAAACACAUUCCAGGCUGUCUUAGCCUCUUCUGAUUCCAGUUCCUAUGCUAUUUUCCUUUAUCCAGAAGAUAGCUUGCAGUUCUAUAGCACAUACUCCAAGAAUGGCAAUAAAAAUAUUCCUGCUAUCGUUGGCUUUAGUCAAGCCUCUACAAACUACUAUUUUUGGGAAGAGCCGGGAUCCUACAAUGUCAUUGCUGAAGAUGAAGACAGCAUUAGAAACCUUGUCAAAAGCAGCAAUGCUGGGAAGCAGGGCAUCUGGGUGUUUGAGAUUGGUAGCUCAUCUGACAGUAUCGUGCCUGCCAAAAUCAGCAAUAUUUUGGAGAGCGUAGAGCCCAGCGAAGAAGACCAGGAGAUGACUUCUAAGCCCUUUAUGUCUGACUAUGGUUCCACUGAAAUAACACAGCAGUAUAUCACAAGUAGCACGGACAGCACUGAAGAGGAUCAGCACCUUGUCACAUACAGUGUUCCUCAGCUAGCUGCAGAAGACUUUCUGACUUCAUACCAAGAUGUAACAGGAACACCUUCAACUGAGUCUUUUUACAGUCCUCAAAAUUUCCCGACAGCAAAAGCUCCACCUCGCCACUUUCGCAUCCAGCAGUUCCCCCCACAGCCACCUCAAGUAAUAGAUGUGGAAGAAUUUGAUGAAACUGGAAUAGUGUUUCGCUACCACACAGAUGUCCAAGAGACCUGUGCUAACAACCGUCACCAGUGCUCUGUUCAUGCUAUUUGCAAGGAUUAUCCCAACGGGUUUUGUUGCAGUUGUAUUGCUGGCUACAAAGGAAAUGGCAGACAGUGUGUAGCAGAAGGUUCUCCUCAGAGAGUCAACGGCAAGGUCAGAGGAAGAAUCUUUGUAGGAAACAACCCCGUCCCAGUUGUGUUUGAGAACACUGAUCUCCACUCCUAUGUUGUGAUGAACCAAGGACGUGCCUACACUGCCAUCAGCACAAUCCCAGAGACUUUGGGGUAUUCUUUACUGCCUCUUGCCUCUAUUGGAGGUAUCAUAGGAUGGAUGUUUGCUGUGGAACAGCAAGGAUAUAAAAAUGGAUUCAGCAUUACUGGUGGUGAGUUUACACGGCAGACAGAAGUAACUUUUCUUGGCAACAAUGAGAAGCUGGUUGUAAAGCAGAAGUUCAGUGGCAUUGAUGAGCAUGGUCACCUCACCAUCAGCACAGAAAUGGAGGGCAGAAUUCCUGAGAUCCCAUCUGGGGCAUCAGUCCAUAUAGAGCCCUACACCGAGCUCUACCACACCUCUAGUUCUGUGAUCACUUCAUCGUCCUCGAGGGAGUACACGGUGACAGAGCCAGAAAGGGAUGGAGUGGCUGCCACCUACACAGGUGCCUACCAGUGGCGCCAGACCAUCUCCUUUGAUGAAUGCAUCCACGAUGACACCCCCCAUUCUGCUCCUGCCACUCAGCAGCUCUCGGUGGACAGCGUGUUUGUCCUGUACAACAGGGACGAGCAGAUCCUGCGAUACGCCAUGAGCAAUUCCAUCGGCCCCAUUAGUGAUGGUUCUGCUGAUAUUAACCGGAAUCCUUGCUACACUGGCACUCAUAACUGUGACACCAACGCCGUGUGCCGUCCGGGAACUGGGAAUCGUUUUUUCUGCGAAUGUUCGAUUGGCUUCCGCGGAGAUGGAAACGUUUGUUACGAUAUUGAUGAGUGUUCAGAGCAGCCAGGGCUGUGUGGCAGCAAUGCAGACUGCAACAACCAGCCGGGAACCUACCGCUGUGAGUGUGUCGGGGGAUACCAGUUUGCGGCAGAUGGGCGGACUUGUGUCGCUGUGGAGCAUGAGGUAAACCACUGCCAGAGGGGCACACACAACUGUGACAUUCCUCAGCGUGCUCAGUGUGUGUACACCGGAGGGUCUGCCUACAUCUGCACCUGCCUCCCCGGCUUCUCCGGAGAUGGGCGAGCCUGUCAGGAUGUAGAUGAAUGUCAACAGGGCCACUGUCAUCCAGAUGCUUUCUGCUACAACACUCCCGGGUCCUUCAGCUGCCACUGCAAGGCAGGUUAUCGUGGGGAUGGUUUCCGAUGUGUGUUAGGAGAAGUAGAAAAGACCAAAUGCCAGCAUGAACGAGAAGUAGCUCUUGGCAGCGGAGGUGCUUUCUUCCCAAGGGAUGUAAGAGUUGGUCACUUCAUUCCCCAGUGUGAUGAGCAUGGGAAUUACCUACCCACACAGUGCCAUGCUGGCAGUGGAUAUUGCUGGUGUGUGGAUAGGGAUGGAAAUGAGAUUGAUGGCACCAGAAGCGGUCCAGGAGUCCGACCACCAUGUCUGAGCACAGCCGCUCCCCCUGUUGUUGUUGGGCCCUCUGUUCGACCAGACACGGUGCCUCUGCCACCAGGAACGCACUUGCUUUUUGCCCAAAGUGGUAAAAUUGAACAUGUUCCCCUAGAGGGAAACAGUAUGAAGAAAAAUGGUGCAAAAGCACUCUUGCAUAUUCCAGACAGAGUUGUUAUUGGAGUUGCUUACGACUGCGUGGACAAGAUGGUUUAUUGGACAGACAUCAGCGGCCCCUCGAUCAGCAGGGCCAGCCUGCAUGGUGGGGAACCAACAACCAUAAUCAAAGCAGACUUGGGAAGCCCUGAAGGGAUAGCUGUAGAUCAUCUAGGUCGCAACAUCUUCUGGACUGACUCUCAGCUGGAUAGAAUAGAAGUGGCCAGGCUGGACGGGCGGCAGCGUCGCAUCCUUUUUGACACUGGUUUGGUGAACCCCAGAGCAAUCGUCCUGGAUCCUGUGAGAGGAAACUUGUACUGGACUGACUGGAACAGAGAAGCUCCUAAAAUUGAAACUUCAUACAUGGAUGGCACAAAUAGAAGAAUUCUUGUUAAAGAUGAUCUUGGGUUACCAAAUGGACUGACAUUUGAUCCUUAUUCCUCAAUGCUGUGCUGGGUAGAUGCAGGUACCAAGAGGCUGGAAUGCAUGAACCCUAAUCAGCUUGGUAGACGGAAGAUUGUUGAAGGGAUUCAGUAUCCUUUUGGUGUUACAAGCUAUGGGAAGAAUUUAUACUAUACAGACUGGAGAAGGGAUGCUGUUGUAGCAGUGGAUCGCACCAUUUCAUUAGAAAAUGAUAACUUCCAGCCUCACAAGCGCUCACGACUGUACGGAAUCACCACAGCCUUUGCUCAGUGCCCAGGAGGACAUAACUACUGUACGGUGAAUAAUGGUGGUUGUACUCACCUCUGCUUGGCUACCCCAGGAGGCCGCACUUGCCGCUGCCCUGACAACACAGUUGGAGUAGAUUGUAUAGAAAGAAACUGAGCAUUAAAACAAGCUUUAGAGCAGCAGA